Molecule: messenger RNA, 3462 nt
Organism: Lactuca sativa (garden lettuce)
Lineage: Eukaryota; Viridiplantae; Streptophyta; Magnoliopsida; Asterales; Asteraceae
Source: RefSeq, a predicted model, not a curated record
AUGUCAUCCAAUAGAGAAUGGAUGUACACUUUGCGCGCGAAAAAUGGUAUAUUCAAUCCGGUAUUUCGACAACAUGUCAAUUAUUUCUUGGAUUUUGCAUACACCAACGCAACUAACAUCAAACGUAAAAUUAUAAAAGGGCUAGAGGUUUUUCAAAUUAGAUGUCCGUGUUCCAAAUGCAAAAAUCGUUUUUUCAAGGAGAGAGAGUUGGUUGAGUUUGAUAUAUAUAAAAGUGGAUUCAUGGAUAAUUAUUUUGUAUGGUAUGCACAUGGCGAGUCAUUACCUACACAUGAUGUGGGACAAUGUUCAAACCCUGUAUCAUCUCAACGUGUGCGUCAACGCAUAGACAGUGAAAUGGCUCAAGACAUUAAUGACGAUUUAGGUGAAUAUACCAGAUAUGAGCAAAUGGUUAUGGAGAGCAUGCAUCACAAUAUUGAUACUUAUUAUCAGCAAGGGCCACAAGACCCAAAUCAAUCAGCUGAGAAAUUCUAUACCAUGUUAAGGCUUGCAAACGAGCCUUUAUGGGACGGGUCUGAAAAAGCUUCCACACUAUGCACCACCACCAGAUUAUUGAAUUGGAAAUCAGAAUGCAAUGUUUCUGACUCAACAUUUAAUAAACUACUUCCAAUAUUCAAAGAUAGUAUACCCGGUGGUGAGAAGGUACCUACAAACUUUUACGAGACAAAGAAAAUGUUGAAGCCAUUAGAGUUGCCGUCAGAAAGGAUUCAUGUAUGCAUAAAUCAUUGCAUGAUAUUCAAUGGGAAAAAUUCUGAUAUGGAGCGUUGUAGAGUAUGUCAUGAAAGCAGAUACAAUGAUAGAGGGGCGCCUAAUUUAGUCAUGACGUACAUGCCGAUUGGACCAAGACUUCAAAGAUUAUUCUAUUCAAAAAAGACGGCCCAACAUAUGACUUGGCAUGCAGAUCAUCGUAGACAACCAGGAAAGAUGAUACAUCCUAGUGAAGGUCAGGCUUGGAACCAUUUUGACUCGAUCUUUCCUGAUUUUGCACGAGAGACGCGUAAUGUUCGUCUCGGGUUGUGUACUGAUGGGUUUAGUCCAAAUAAUUCAAACACGACCCCGUAUUCAUGUUGGCCAGUGUUUAUUACGGUUUACAACCUCCCUCCUUGGUUGGCCUUGAAAGAGCAGUACAUACAAAUUCCUGUGCUCAUUCUUGGUCCGAACAAUCCGGGACAAAAUUUGGACGUGUUUUUACAACCUCUAAUAGACGAGCUGAAAAUGUUGUUCAAGGAUGGAAUUGAAACUUAUGAUGCAUACCGAAGGAGCAAUUUCCAAAUGAAAGCCGUAUUGCUAUGGACAAUUAGUGAUUUCCCAGCUUAUGGAAUGUUGUCUGGAUGGAGCACGCAUGGUAAGUUAGCUUGCCCAUAUUGUUCGGCUGAAGCAGGAGCAUUCCAACUUCAUUUUGGAGGGAAACCAUGUUGGUUUGACUGUCAUAGACAGUUUCUUCCUGUUGGACACAAGUUCCUAAAAGAUAAGAUAAACUUUCGGAAAAAUAGAACGGUUAAAAGAGCAACACUAUCAAAUCCAACAGGAGAGGAGAUUUGGCAGACUAUCCAACAUUUUCCUACCGUUUAUGAAGGCACCCCCUUUAAUACGACAUAUAAAAAACCAGAUGGUUUUGGAGUUAAACAUAAUUGGGUAAAGAGAAGCAUCUUUUGGGAGCUACCAUAUUGGUGCAAAUUGUUGAUCCGACACAAUUUCGAUGUGAUGCAUAUCGAGAAAAACUUUUUUGAGAAUCUAUUUCACACAAGUAUGGGCACCUCCAAAUCUAAAGACAAUAUAAAGGCAAGGCAAGACAUUGAGGUUCUUUGUGACCGGCCUCUAUUAAACCCCUAUUAUGAUACCAAUGGAAAGAUGACCAAAGAUAGGGGAAAUUACACUCUGGAAAGAAGUAACGUUAAAAAAGUUUGUGCAUGGUUAAAAAAGCUCAAAUUUCCAGACGGGUAUGCUUCAAACAUAGGGAAUUGUGUAAACAUCAAAGAUUAUAGUUUUUAUGGUUUCAAAAGCCAUGACUGUCACGUGUUUAUGCAACGGUUGCUUCCACUUGCUAUAAGAGGGUUUGUUCCAAAAGAGAUAUACGAGGCAAUAACAGAGUUGUGCACAUUCUUUCGAGUCUUAUGCUCGAAAACGUUGCAUCUAGAUGACUUAAAUAACAUGAAGCACACUAUUGUUCAAACCAUCUGCAAGUUGGAGCAAAUAUUCCCUCCUGGCUUCUUUGAUUCCAUGGAGCACCUAGUCAUACAUCUAGCUGAUGAAGCUAUUCUUGGUGGUCCAGUGCAAUAUAGAUGGAUGUACCAAUACGAAAGGAAACUUGGUUUGAUAAAAAGAAGAAUUAGAAACAAAGCAAGGGUUGAGGGUUCAAUCGUCAGGGAACAUCUAAUGAAUGAAAUCUCUACCUAUUGUUCUCUAUACUUUUCUCAGACGAUUGAGACACGUCAUAAUCGAGAGCCUCGUAAUUUUGCACCACAACAUCCUAGCUCUUCGAUUGGAGACUCCCAAAUAAGCGUGUUUGUCUUUCCAUCGAGAAGGUUAUAUGAAAAAGGUGGAAAAAAAAGACUUCUAACUCCUCAAGAACUUGAUAAAGCGCAUACCUAUAUUCUACUAAAUUGUGAGGAAGUCACCCCAUAUGUCAUCGCGUUCGAUGAAGUGGCGCCACAAAUGUAUCCGGAUGAACCAAUUUCGUGUCUAAGAGAUAAAUACUUUGCCAAAUGGUUUAAAAAUCGUGUAAUGAUAGACUCACAUGAAGGAAACCGUAACGGUAAACGUUUGGAAAUCUUAUCAAGGAAACCAUCGCGGAAUGCUAAAUCUCACAAUGGGUACUUUGUAAAUGGUUAUAAGUUCCAUACGCAGGAAUAUGGUAAGGGACGUGUGACUAAUAAUUAUGGAGUAUGUGUGAGAGGGGAGACGUACAACGCCGAGGAGUCUGACUAUUACGACUUAGUGGACGAGAUACUAGAGCUUGAGUAUCGUGGUAACGGGCCUUCAACUGUUGUAAUGUUUAAAUGUCUUUGGUUUGAUAACAACCGCGGUGUAGUAGUUAACACAAAUAAGCUUGUUGAUGUUAAACACAAGUCCCGGCUUCAAACUGACGACCCGUUUAUCUUGGCAUCACAAGCAGAACAAGUGUUCUAUACACCAUACCCUUGUGUGAAUAAUGAAACAAAAGAUAUAUGGGCGGUUGUUAAGACAAAACCAAGAGGGGUAUAUGAAGGAAUCGAACCUGAAGCUAAAGUUGCGGACGAUGAAAACAUAGAAGCAGAUGGAUUAUUUCAGAUCGAUGAACGGUUUGAGUUACCGAAUGACGUAACUAGUGAAAGCCUAUGCCUAACACACACAAAUCCAACCGGUGAGGAUGAAGAAUUUGAAGUUGAAGAAUAUACAAGCGAUGAAGCAGAUGAAAUGGAUUUUUCUGACCACGAUUCAGACGAAAAUGAACUUGAUUGUUAG